Messenger RNA from Rubroshorea leprosula, 500 nucleotides. The record is from the annotation of a GenBank genome assembly. Lineage: Eukaryota; Viridiplantae; Streptophyta; Magnoliopsida; Malvales; Dipterocarpaceae.
AAAAAUAAAGACAGGAAAAAAAAGGGGACAGGGAAAAGAAAGAAACACCAACAGUGAUAAAAACAAAAACCACAGUUUCUGGCAGGGGUGGACAUAUAAUUUUCUUCCAGAGUCUAAGUCUUCUAGGUUAUUGUCUAUUUCCUCUGGACAUUGGAGCUAUCAUCUGCAUGUUGAAGGACAAUGUGGUAGUCAAAAUGAUCGUGGUCUGUAUGACAUUGGCCUGGAGCCCCUGGGCUGCCUACCCUUUCAUGAGUUCAGCUGUGAACCCAAGGAGAAAAGCCCUUGCUCUCUGUCCUGUUUUUCUCAUGUAUGUAUCUGUUGGUUUUCUUAUCAUUGCCAUUAAUUAAUGAAUUAGUGGUUUCCAUUUGGGUUUCCUCAGGUGAGCAGUUACAUAGGAACCUCAGGCGGUGGUUGAUUUUCAUCCCAUGUUACUGUAUAUUUUGACUUGAAAUCAUUGGGAUUCAACCAGAGGAUAUUAUACGCCAGUUGUAUUUCAGUAU